Dentiscutata erythropus is the source of this 289-nucleotide messenger RNA. NCBI's taxonomy places the organism in Eukaryota, Fungi, Glomeromycota, Glomeromycetes, Diversisporales, Gigasporaceae. The record is from the annotation of a GenBank genome assembly.
AUGACUUUCGAAUUCACUAAUUGUAUGGAUAAGGAUACGUUUGUAUUGGGAGAUACAUCUACAAAUUAUAUAAAGGAUACUUUUACAAACUAUACAGAAAAUACAUUUACAUAUCAUAUAGAGAAUUCAAUUACUGACUUUAUGUGGAAUAUAGAAGAUACCUUCUUGAAUUAUACAGAAAAUAUAUUUAUGAAUAAUGUAAUACAGAUAAAUGCUUUUAAUACCCUAAAUGCUAAUGAAAACGUCAAAGUGAAUAAAGAUAUGAGAAUAGAUAAAAGAAUUGAAGUGA